This is a messenger RNA of Amblyraja radiata (thorny skate), 1420 nucleotides long. It is a transcript of the gene aqp4, whose product is annotated as aquaporin 4. Gene Ontology annotation, cellular component: basolateral plasma membrane; plasma membrane. The record is from RefSeq and is a predicted model, not a curated record. The transcript is spliced from 5 exons. Gene Ontology annotation, biological process: water transport; transmembrane transport. NCBI's taxonomy places the organism in Eukaryota, Metazoa, Chordata, Chondrichthyes, Rajiformes, Rajidae. Gene Ontology annotation, molecular function: water channel activity. The coding region runs from base 290 to 1309 and encodes 339 amino acids.
ACUCGUGUAUAGUAUGAUUUGGCCUGCAAAGCUUUUUAUGCCGUCUCAGUACACAUAAUAAACCCAUCAUGUAUGUGCAGUGUGUGUAACUCUUGAACAGAACUCUGUGUUAUUUUACACACAGAGACCCUGAGCAGGGGAGUGUUUGUCACAGGGUAAGUGAGAUCCGCCUUAUUUAUUCACAGGUUGCUUACUGUUGCUCCCUCUCUCUCUCUCUUUCUCUUUCUCUCUCUCUCUCUCUCUCACACACACUUUCUCUCACUCUCUCAGCUUAUUAAGGAGUGUGAGCAUGCAGGGCUCGCAACAAGGACGGCAGCACUCCUUCCAGUCUCUCUCCAUCGCCUUUCCAGACUCCUCCAUACACCCAUCAACUCCAAGCAAACGUGUGGCACUGUGCAGCCUGAAGGGGGUGAUGGCGGCUUGCAAAGGCAUCUGGACCAAGGCGUUCUGGAGAGCGGUAGCGGGCGAGUUUUUGGCCACCCUCUUCUUCGUGCUCUUCAGCAUCGGCUCCUCCGUGGGGUGGGGAGGGGUGACGGGACCCACGGAUGUCCUGCUCAUCUCCCUAUGCUUUGGCUUCAGCAUAGCCACCAUGGUCCAGGGCUUUGGCCACAUCAGCGGCGGGCACCUUAACCCAGCCGUGACUGCCGCCAUGGUCUGCUCCAGGGAUCUCAAUCUGGCCAAGGGCUUCUUCUACAUCCUAGCCCAAUGCCUGGGCGCCAUCGCUGGGGCAGGCAUCCUCUACCUCGUCACCCCUGCCAGCGUCAGGGGCACUCUCGGAGUCACCUCGAUUGACGAGAACCUCUCCGCUGGCCACGGGCUGUUGGUGGAAAUGCUCAUCACGUUCCAGCUGCUGUUUACCAUCUAUGCCACGUGCGAUUCCAGACGCGACGACCUCAAAGGCUCAUCAGCGUUGGCCAUUGGUCUCUCGGUCGCCAUUGGACACAUGUUUGCCAUUAACUACACAGGUGCCGGCAUGAAUCCUGCCAGAUCGUUUGGACCUGCAGUUAUUAUGGGGAAAUGGGCCAACCACUGGGUUUACUGGGUCGGGCCAACAAUGGGUGGAGUUGUGGCAGCUGCCUUCUACAAGUACCUCUUCUGUCCAGACAAGGAAAUGAAGAACCAUUUCAAAGAUACCUUAAGGCCAACGCAGGCUCCUGGGGAUAAAUAUUCCGAUGCGGAAGAGGGAAAGGGCCAAACCAUUGAGUGUGUGGAGCUGGCUGUGACACCAGGAAGCUCUCGUUCCGUGGAUGGGUUUAACGUUGAAGCAAAGAAGAAAGACAAGACUGAAGAACUGUUGAUGCCUGUAUGACUAGCAAAGGGAAGGAGGAACGGAGAGAUGACUUGUGAAACUUUGGUUGUCGACGUUGUUCCUAUCAAGGAAACUGAUCUAUUAUAAACGUACAGCACUCCGUAACUCUUU